Messenger RNA from Oncorhynchus nerka (sockeye salmon), 957 nucleotides. It is a transcript of the gene drgx, whose product is annotated as dorsal root ganglia homeobox. The coding region runs from base 1 to 957 and encodes 318 amino acids. NCBI's taxonomy places the organism in Eukaryota, Metazoa, Chordata, Actinopteri, Salmoniformes, Salmonidae. Gene Ontology annotation, molecular function: DNA-binding transcription factor activity, RNA polymerase II-specific; RNA polymerase II transcription regulatory region sequence-specific DNA binding. The record is from RefSeq and is a predicted model, not a curated record. The transcript has 6 exons. Gene Ontology annotation, biological process: regulation of transcription by RNA polymerase II.
AUGUUUUACUUUCAUUGUCCCCCUCAGCUGGAUGGAGAAUGCUGUCGGACUAAUACGUUGAACACCAACGGGUUUGCCAACCAUGCCUCAGCAGGUGAUUUUGAUGACGGCUUUCUGCGGAGAAAACAACGUAGAAAUAGGACAACAUUUACUCUACAACAGUUGGAAGCUUUGGAAGCUGUCUUCGCGCAGACUCACUACCCGGAUGUUUUCACGCGCGAGGAACUGGCCAUGAAGAUCAACCUGACGGAGGCGCGUGUCCAGGUGUGGUUCCAGAAUCGCAGGGCCAAGUGGAGAAAGACAGAGAGAGGGAGUACAGACCCUGACGGAGGGAAGGAGCAGAUGAACGAGGGAGGCACUCCUCCGUCCAGGAGUCUGAACUCCCAGUCUCCUGUGGAUCAGAGCAGGAAACAGAAGGAACCUUUGGAGAUGCAGCAGAGUAUAAACCGAGCGGUGGGUCCUGGUGGUCCGUUCUUCCCCUCCUGUCUACCAGGAACACUCCUGAACUCAGCCACCUAUGCCCAGGCUCUGUCACAUGUUGCCACAAUGAAGGGAGGUGGUCUGUGCUCAUGCUGUGUUCCUGACCCCAUGGGCCUGUCCUUCUUGCCCCCCUAUGGUUGUCAGGGCAACCGUACGGCCAGUGUGGCGGCCCUGAGGAUGAAGGCCCGGGAGCACUCCGAGGCCGUGCUACAGUCAGCCAACCUGCUGGGGGCCGGCCACGGGCAUGGGACUGGAGUAGGAGGCAUGUCGGUGCUUGGGGUGUCUGGUGCUGGGUUGACGAGGCCCGGGAUGGGCCCUGCCCUGGGAGUAGUAUCUGGAUCAGUGUUGGGAGUCUCUGGAGCCGUGGGGAGAGGCUCCAGAGACGAGGCUCCCAGCCCAGGCUCCAAGACCCCGACUCAGGGUACCGGGUCUGACAAACACCCCCUCUGCCCCAAGGAACCACUGGAGAAAAAGUGA